Messenger RNA from Oryzias melastigma (Indian medaka), 1073 nucleotides. It is a transcript of the gene fam204a, whose product is annotated as family with sequence similarity 204 member A. The transcript has 7 exons. Lineage: Eukaryota; Metazoa; Chordata; Actinopteri; Beloniformes; Adrianichthyidae. The coding region runs from base 133 to 801 and encodes 222 amino acids. The record is from RefSeq and is a predicted model, not a curated record.
UGAACUGCUAGCCAAUGAUCACCUCUACAGAGCCUACGUCACAUUGUUUACCCGGAAGUGCAUCUGCGCACUUACUGCAGUAUUUAGUUUCUGUAUUUUUGUCAAUUUUUGCUCUAACGUGCUAUAAUUAAAAUGUACAGCGGACUCCUGCCUAAAGGUUUGACCGAGGAAGACCUAAGUCCAGACGAUGAGGCUGAAGAAGACGAUGUUAGAUAUCCGCUUCAACCCCCAGGAUGUUCCGCCGAAAUAUCCACGGCGGAGAAUCCUUCUGCUCACGGCAGCAGGGACCCACAGACAGCCGACAUGCCGGGUAUCUCCCAGGAAAUGUGGCAAAAAUUCCAGGAUCUGCGAAAAAAGAAAAACGAGGUGAAAACGAUAAGAAUUCGCGAAAAAAGAAGAAAAAGACGUAGAAAAGGAGCAGAAAGGCAGGAACCUGCAGGAACCAGGGAGCAUGAAGAGGAGCAGCAGAAACACUGGAAUGACUUACAGCAGUAUUUCGGCGUAAAUGAUCGAUUUCAGCCUCCUCCUUGUUCCAAACCGCCUCCAAAGUCCGGCCUAGAAAAGAACAUUGAGAGGGCCAUAGCUGAAGGGGACUUUGCAAAGGCGGAGGAGAUGAGCGACAGACUCGCCACUCGAGAGCUGGCUGUGAAAAUUGCCGAAGCCGCCGACUGUCGGGACUUCGUUCAGCGCAAACAGGAAGAGGAAGCUUCCAGGGCGGCGCAGAAGAGGAAGGAGCAAAUACCCUGGGGAUUCGAAGCAAAGAAACGAUGGGAAACCAAAAGCAACAUGGGCUUCAUGUGACACAGAUGAAGGAAAACAGCAGCGUUUCCUUUCCAUCACAGAGACUGCUCUUUUUGUGUGUUUUGAGGGAUUUGCACCAGCAGCUUGUGAAGGGGGAAAAGUCAGACUGUUGGCUGUCAAACCCAUCCAGAGGGUAUCAGAGAAAAACCCAUCAGGCGUUGGAAUAAACGCCGAAGGCGCCCAUCGGCGUCUGCAUUGUGUUUUUCAUUACAUUUCAGUGAUUUGAGCUUUCUGGCUCCGUUUUCCCCUCAAAUUAAAUCUGGUGUACAUUA